Molecule: messenger RNA, 1395 nt
Organism: Peronospora matthiolae
Lineage: Eukaryota; Oomycota; Peronosporomycetes; Peronosporales; Peronosporaceae
Source: the annotation of a GenBank genome assembly
AUGCUCGCAGUCUCGACGCCCUCAAUCCAUCGCAAUCGACGACAAGACCAUCGAAGCGAGGCGAGAGCCGGUCAGCGAUCCGCUUCCUGGACCCGUGGCACAGUAGAACCGGUUUUAAACCCGCUGGCAGUCACUCCUCGACACAAAGAGCACCACCACCACGUCGAGUCCGACGUGACGACUGACGACCGUUUGUCGCCGAAAGUCCCACGUAAAAAAAGAGCUCUUGGGCCAUGGCCCGACGUCCUCGUGUUCCGAUUGGUCACUUCUCGUACUUUAGGUGACGAAUCAGAGAGUGACGACGUUUCGUGGGGUGAGCCCGAGCGCGACGAGGAACUGGAGAGUGACGAGGAAGAGGAAGACAGUGAGACGGAAGAAAAGUGGACGGACGGAGGCCUGGAAAGCGAACGAGAGGAAGAUGAAGGGACGGAGGAGGAUCGGAGGUGGUGGCAGUCGAAAGAGGACAAGCGGACGUGGGAGAAACGCUAUUGGCAAGCGGAUGCAGCUUUUCGAAGACGCUUUGGCUGUGCAAUCGACACGCCACUGCACCCCGAGCUCCAAAGGAGGGAGCGACGAGAAGAGAUGCGAUGGAAGACGGUCAAGUUUGUGCUAGCGAGGGUGGUGCUUGUGCUCUUUUUUGUGCUAGUGGCACUCGUGGUCUCGGUUCCGUCGCGGACGAUUUUGAUGACGACGUGGCGAGAUGGUGUGGCAGUCGGGAAUGAGGUUGUGGAAUGUGGAGGUGGAGGAGCUCUUGCUGGUGGGAAGAACGAUGGACAACGGGAUGCUAGCUUAUGGCCUUCCGGUCGAGUUGUGGUUCCUGAGUACGUGCACACUGGCCUGCAGCUAUGUGCAAAGCUCUCUCGACGUGUGGUCGAGUCGGAGCACGACACAGCAGCUGUUCAACACGCUUUGCGUGCUUGUGAUAUUGCUGCGAAUUUUGCGCCAGAGAGUUCGCGCGAGUCUGUUGAAGCGCAUGUACUUCGCGGCGACCUGCACAGCUUGUUACUGCGGUUCGACCGUGCUGAUGAGGACUACAAAAGUGCAGCGACGGCAGUUCGAAACGACAAAAAGAGCAAUGCAGACUUGUUGCGAUUCUUGCAAGCCUUGGACGUCAAGAUACUGGCCAAUCGAUGGACACAACUGUACGCGACAAAGAGGUAUGACGAAUUAAGACGUGAGGUCAAAGCUCGUGUGGCUUUGAACAAUACUGCAGACGCAGAGGGCAGUUAUGAGCGUGCGGUCAGCGAGCUGGCAGCAGAUUGGCUUAGUGCGUUUCAACAGAAGAAGCCGAUAUUGAAAGUACUGACACUACAGCGGAGCUGGACGUUACGUCGUUUAAACUACGAAGCUGUAGACAGUGACAGGACAGGUGUAACUUACAGUGUCACUGUGUAA